Molecule: messenger RNA, 468 nt
Organism: Aegilops tauschii subsp. strangulata
Lineage: Eukaryota; Viridiplantae; Streptophyta; Magnoliopsida; Poales; Poaceae
Biological process (GO): regulation of DNA-templated transcription
Molecular function (GO): DNA binding; DNA-binding transcription factor activity
Source: RefSeq, a predicted model, not a curated record
AUGCUGCCUCGCUGCCGGGGAGGUUCGGGCUACCGCGGCGUCCGCGUGCGUCCGUCCGGCACCUACUCCGCCUCGAUCCGGUUGGGCGGCGGCGUGCGCCUCGGCCUCGGAACCUUCGACACCGCCCAGGACGGCGCCCGCGCGUACGACGUUGCGGCGUGGCGCCUCCGGCGGUCCCGUUGGGACAUGAACUUCACCGACGUGGCUACGCCGGAACGGGCACAUGAGUUGGCUCCUUUCCCGCGGCUUAUCACCGACGAGGAUCGGCGCAAAAACCGGAGGCGGGAGCGCCGUCUCAGCCUGGCCGAGAUGGAUGAGGAAGCCAUGGCACUGUGGAGGCAACGCUUCCCGCAAGAUAUCAUCAACGAGGAACAAGACUCCCGCGACGAGCGGUUCCUUGACGCCUACGCUCCAACGUCUGAGGAGGACAUCACCGAGACAGAGUCCGAGUCGGAGAAUGACAAGUAG